This is a messenger RNA of Elaeis guineensis (African oil palm), 3276 nucleotides long. Its product is annotated as kinesin-like protein KIN-8B. The record is from RefSeq and is a predicted model, not a curated record. Gene Ontology annotation, biological process: microtubule-based movement. NCBI's taxonomy places the organism in Eukaryota, Viridiplantae, Streptophyta, Magnoliopsida, Arecales, Arecaceae. Gene Ontology annotation, molecular function: ATP binding; microtubule motor activity; microtubule binding.
UAAAUUAAGACCUCUUCGGUUGGAGGCGAAGGCCCUACUCUGAUUCUAUAAGACCAACCUUCUUCUGGCUUUCAUGUCGGUGGCCGCGCGCUGAUGUCGACCUCGCCCACGCCGCGGCGCUUUUUGGCCCCGUUCGCCCGCCAAAGAUCUAGCAUUUGGAUCGCUCCUUCGCGUCGUUGCGGCCGGGGAAUGCUGGAUUUCUUGUGUCUUUUUGUUCGAGUUACCAUCGGGAUGUAGGUGCAGGGUUUUUCGUUCUUGAGAGUUUUUGGGUGGAGAAGACGCGGGAGUUUGGAGCUCGGAGAUUGUUUGAGCUACGUUUGGUGGUUAUUUGGCAGAAUGUGGUGGAGCAAGGCAAAGAUCUGCGUGUGUUUUUUUCAUGGGUUGUAACGAUUUGGUGGUUUGGGGUUUUAGAAAAGUGAAAUCUGAGUUUUUGGGGUUGGUGGAUUUAUAUUGUUGUUUGUAGAACGAUUAAUUCUGAGAUGUUUUGGUGUAGAUGGAGAAGAAAAUGUUGAGUAUGGUGGAAGGCGUUUGAGCUUUAGUUGGUUUUCUGAUUGAUAUGUAGUGGCAUUCAGUGUUAUCUUUGAUUAUUUAGGUUUCAGAUGUGAAAGAGUUUGCGUAUUUUGUGUUAAAAAAAAUUGUAGCUUUUCAUCAACUCCAUGUGCAAAUCUAGGAGCUGUCAUUGAUUUUGGGGAAGAAAGGUGCUUUUAGGAUAGGUGGGUGGGCUUUUGAUCUGAAAUGCCGAGCAUUAGAGCUCCGGCCUCGCAACAGACUGCAACACUCUUGGUGGCGGUCAAAUGCAGGCCAUUGACGGAGAUAGAACGCCAGCGGAGUCGUCAUAUUAUUCAAGUAACUGAUGACAAGAAUUUAGUCAUUUUGGACCCUGACCUGUCAAAGGACUACCUUGAACGCAUUCAAAAUCGGAGCAAAGAGAGAAGAUACAGUUUUGAUCACGUAUUUGCACCUGGCUGCACAAAUGCGGAUGUAUAUAGGAAUAUCUCAUCUACCAUCUUUGGGGUCAUUCAAGGUCUUAAUGCAACAGUAUUUGCAUAUGGUUCAACAGGAAGUGGGAAAACAUACACGAUGGUUGGGACCCGUAAAGACCCUGGACUAAUGGUUCUUAGCUUUCACACAAUUUUUGAUCUUAUCAAGAAGGAUGAGAGCUCAGACAUCUUUGAAGUCUCUUGUUCCUAUCUUGAAGUGUACAAUGAAGUUAUCUAUGAUCUGCUUGAAAAGUCAUCAGGACAUUUGGAGCUUAGAGAAGAUCCGGAACAUGGAAUAGUAGUUGCUGGUUUGAGAAGAAUUAAGGUCCAAUCAGCAGAUAAGAUUCUUGAACUUUUGAAUGUUGGAAAUAAUAGGCGCAAAACAGAAACCACUGAAGCAAAUGCAACCUCGUCACGUUCGCAUGCUGUACUGGAGAUUACUGUGAAGAGAAAACAGAAAAACCAAUAUAAGAGUCAAAUUCUCUGUGGAAAACUUGCAUUAGUUGAUCUUGCUGGCAGUGAAAGGGCUUCUGAAACACGCAGUGGAGGGCAAAAGCUUAGAGAUGGAGCCAAUAUUAACCGUUCACUCCUUGCUUUGGCAAAUUGCAUCAAUGCCCUUGGCAAACAACAGAAAAAGGGACUUGCAUAUGUUCCGUAUCGCAACAGUAAGUUAACCCGCAUUCUAAAGGAUGGACUCAGUGGUAAUUCUCAAACAGUCAUGGUUGCUACAAUAUCACCUGCUGAUGAUCAAUAUCAUCACACUGUGAAUACCCUGAAAUAUGCGGACCGAGCUAAAGAGAUCAAAACACAUGUUCAUAAAAAUAUUGGGACUGUUGAUACUCAUGUGGCAGACUACCAAAGGAUGAUUGAAAAUCUUCAGGUUGAAGUUUGUCAUCUAAGAAAGGAACUAGCAGAUAAGGAGUCCCAGUUGACUACAAAACCUGCUGAAAAAGCUGCAGAUGAUGAGCUAUCAUGGUUGAAUAUUUUAAGCCGUGAAACUAAUGAAAAUGUUCAGGAGCGCAUUAAUCUACAGAAGGCUCUCUUUGAGCUUGAGGAAACUAACAUACGCAACCGCAUUGAGCUCCAACAUCUUGAUGAUGCGAUUGCUAAACAGGAGGUUGUUGAGAAGGAUGGAACAGUUGUACAAGCUCUAAGAUCUAGAAGACAAGUUAUUCUUGAUAACAUUCGGGAUAAUGAUGAGGCUGGCGCUGGUUACAAGAAGGACAUUGAGAUAAAUGAGAAGCACCAGCGCCAGCUUCAGAACAUGAUUGAGGAAGCCAUAAGUAACAAUGGCAACAGAACAUAUUUACAUAUUCUCAGUCAAUACAGACUCCUAGGGAUGGCAAAUACUGAGCUUCAAUUUGAAAUGGCCAUGCGGGAUCAAGUUAUACAUAACCAAAGAGAAGCACUUAGGAACCUGUGGAACAUGCUUUUGGGUUUGGGGCUUGAGCAGAAACAGAUAAUGGAUCUGGCUGCUAGACAAGGGAUAGUGAUAGAAGACUGCACUACUCCCUAUGCAAAUUCUGUUGUCACCAAGCAGCCACCAUUUUUAUCUCACUACAGAUUCUCACCGUCAGUUGCAUACCCUGGUCUCAACGUACAACCAUAUGUUUCUACUUGUUUCUUCCAGCAUCACCAAGGUUUCAGCUCGAUGGCUUAUCUUGGGGGUCAGCAUGACACUCCUACAGUAUGUAGACAGGAACAUCUCAGCUCUUAUUACUUGCUGUCUCCCAGUUAUUCUCAAGCUGGACGUUCUGGGAUGGACAGUCCAUGGGCAGGUGGAAGACCAGGUGCAUGCUUUCAUACUGAAAGCGUUCCGCAAGAAGCAUGCAGCUUCUACUCGGCGAUGAGAGCGGCGCUGUGUCCAUGCAGUAAGGAGCAAUUCACACCGGCUUCCUGUGAAGACUAUGGUCAGCAGCUGAAGGAAUCAUGGGCUGCAAACAGCCAAGACGCGUGGGAAGUUCGUUCUGUUGCGGUCAACAACAGCAGGCACUUGCACGAAGAAUUAAUGAGGAACAGUGGGACAAACUGUAGUGUAUAUCAGAACUCUUCUGCCGAGAUCAAAGGCACUGGUAUUCCUGAAUCUCGUCAUCUUUGUUCACCCUAUGGAACUGCACCAAGGGCUUUCAAUCUGUCUGGGUCAUGAAGUGUUCCAUCCUACAGUUUUGUUUUUGGUUGCAAGUAAUUAUCUUCCACCCUUUUGUACAGUGUUUGUGAUCAAAGCAGAGCCACUUCUGAUGUACCCAAAAAAGAAAAAGAAAAAAAAAAGGAAAAAUAGUAAAGCUAAUUAGCCCCU